AUGGGCCAACUCAUCUCACAUUAUAAACAACGGAAAAAGCACAAACACAACGACGAUGAAGUGCUUUCUUUCGAUGAUUCAGAUGAUUUUGUGAGAGAAAGUCUAUCAAUUUCCCGUAAUGAUAGUGAACAAUUAAUGUCCAUCAUCAAGAAGAAGAAGAAUGAAAAACAACAACAACAACAAAAACAUCAUUCACGAAAACCACAAGCAAAAGCCUCUUCUUCGCCAGAUUAUUCUCCUUUUGAUAUGUCCUACGAUGCGAGUGAAUAUAUGGAUCCCGAAACAUACUAUGCAAAGAUCGCUCAACACAAAUUGACUGGAUUGCAACGAGAAGAUUCAUCCUCUCCUUCUUCUUCACCUUCCUCACGAAAGAAGAAGGCAAGUUAUUCUGCCGAUGAACACAAUGUGACCAAACAACAAUAUAAAGCAUCUCAUAGAUUUACUGCGUUGUUUUCCUCUGACAAGACACACUUUGGAGGUGGAGGAUACAUGUACUUUUAA
This is a messenger RNA of Naegleria fowleri, 501 nucleotides long. RefSeq lists its product as uncharacterized. The record is from RefSeq and is a predicted model, not a curated record. Bases 1 to 501 code for a protein of 166 amino acids. The transcript has a single exon. Lineage: Eukaryota; Heterolobosea; Eutetramitea; Acrasida; Naegleriidae.